Messenger RNA from Chenopodium quinoa (quinoa), 2588 nucleotides. RefSeq names its product pentatricopeptide repeat-containing protein At2g28050-like. The transcript has a single exon. The coding region runs from base 149 to 1438 and encodes 429 amino acids. Gene Ontology annotation, molecular function: protein binding. The record is from RefSeq and is a predicted model, not a curated record. NCBI's taxonomy places the organism in Eukaryota, Viridiplantae, Streptophyta, Magnoliopsida, Caryophyllales, Amaranthaceae.
CUUAACCAUUCAAAGACUGACUCUUGUGCGACCAAAGAAGUGAAGAACCGCUGAAGCGCUCACUAUAAUCAGCCAAUCCGCCAUUAAUGAACCCUCAUUUUAGCAUUUCAUCUUCAUCCCCACAAAAUCUCCAUUUCUGAACAUCAAAAUGACAACCCAAGAUUUCCUGAAAACCCUGAAAACUGCAAAAAGAGCAAUUCCAUCCACCAUUUCUUCAUCCCUACACCAUGAACAAACCCCCAUUAAAAUCCUCAUCAAUUCAUCUUUCAACACCAUUUCUUCCUCUUCAGAAACAACCCCAUCUCCCCAAACCACCAUUUCUUCUUUCCUUUCUUCUCUCUCCUCUCAUCAACUUUACUCUUUUCUCUCAGACCCAUUUGUAAAAACUAUUGAUUGCUUGAGAAUCUUCAACAUUGUACUCCAUAAUCAAUCAGAGCUUUCAUUCAAGCCUGAUAUUCAUGCCCAUUUUACCAUAAUUUGCAGGUUAAUUAAAUCUAUGUUGUACUCGGAUGCUGAGGUUUUGUUGCAGAAAUUCAUUAUUGGUGCGAAAUACAGGUACCCUUUUAGUGAUUUUACAAAUUGGGUUGAGAAUUAUUGCAAGGAAUCUAGAAUUAUUACCAAAUUGUUGAAUAUGUUGCUUAAAUUGUAUUCUGAUCAUCAUAUGUUUGAUAUGGCUGUUACUGCCUUUGAGUACAUGGUGGAGAGAGAAGUUGAGAGGGAUGAGAGAACUUGUUCUGUUCAUUUAUAUGCUUUAGUUAAGGCUGAUAAGGUUGAUUUAGGUUUGGAGUUUUUUCGUCGAAUGGUGGAUUCAGGCAUGGAGGUUUCCGUGUUUUCAUUGACAAUUGUUGUGAGUGGAUUGUGUGGGAUUGGGGAGUUGAAAAUGGGUAGAGAAUUGGUGGAAGAAAUGGUUGGGAAGGGGGUUAAACCUAAUGUUAUAACAUUUAAUACUUUAGUGGAUGCAUGUUCAAGAAUGUGGGAAUUCGCGGAGUUGGAUUUAGUGUUGUGUUUGAUGGAACGAGAAGGAAUUAUGUUUAAUGAUACGACUUAUAAGCUUUUGAUUGAUGGGUAUUCGGGUUAUGGUAAGGUUGAUGAAGCAAAGAAGUUGCUUUUGGAGAUGCAAGAUAAAGGUUUCGAGAUGGAGACAUAUUUGUACUAUAUGGUCAUUAGAGGCUAUUGUAGAUUGGGAGAUACAAGCAAUGGUUUUUCAUUACUUAGAACAAUGCAAGAGAAGGAAAUUGCCCCCAGUGAUGGUAUAUAUCAGUGUUUGAUCAGUGGUAUGUGCAAGAUUGGAGAGAUGGGUCAGGUAAAGGAGUUGGUGAAUGAGGUGCUAAGCAAGGGAGGUGAGGUUGAUGGUUCUAUGUGGAUUGAUUUAGUUGAUGGAUACAAAAAAGCUGGGAUGAUGGAAGAACUUGAAGAAUUAAAGUGUCUAAUAAAAUAAAGAAGUUCCACCCCGAGCAAGAUUAAUCAUGCCAGAACUCCAUUCUGAACCCCAAGCUUAGUCAAUAUGAUGAUGAUAAUUAUAGUCUUAUGUGAAGAGCUGGAAAUGAGGAGAUCAAGGAAAGGAUGGGCGCAGAUUUUGUACUUAUAGCAUGAUUAACAUUGCAGAAGGCAGAGCCUUAGAGCAAUGAUCCAACACUCAUGUCUGAGUUCUAUAGGUCUAAAGAGGGAUAAUUUAUCAGAGCCGUCAGACUAUAGCAACAUCCUGAAAUAGUCGAUUUUCUUGCAGCUCUUUUGGUCCUGCUGAAGUUUUUAAUUGGGACAUCUCAGGAAUGGACAAUGUUAGACUUGGCAUUUCAGGAGAACCUCUGGUUGUGUUGACAAAAUGGGUUGAUACUCUAAUGAAUCAAGUUGUGAUAAACAAAUAGGAUUUGGGCAGCAGCUUUUCGAGAGGAUGUGCAUAGAUGGAUGACCAAUGUGUAUGGACAAUGGACCUAUAAACACCAUCAGUCUCCGUCUCUGUUAAACUUUCAGCUCCUUGAAGGAAUCUUUUGUGUAGCUGUCAAUUUUUUUUUUAACCAUUUCUGUGCCUUUCAAACUAAUGAAACCUGGCUGAAGCAAUAAAACAAUAAGCAUAGCCCCCUUGUGCAAUCUUGUGUUUAAUGUGCAAAAUGUCAUGUGGUUUAGGGCCUUGUGUGUAAAGAAUACACAGGCAUUACAUACCACUAUAUCCAAGAUUUGAUGCUUGUGAUGAGCCAUAUAAAAUAUAGUGGAGCUAUUCAUUUAGACUUCAAUCAAGACCUUUGUUGUGCUUGUGAUUAAGUCUACAAAACCCUGGUGUCUGUCCUGUGUGCAUGUUGUAUGCAAAUACCGUAAUUAUUUGCUGAAAGUGUUGUUUCUUGAUACCUCACAAGGAUGGCAGCAAUGAUAAACUCAGCAUUGCACCCAAAGAUCAAGGUUGAAAUUGCGUGAUACACAGGUAUCAUAGAAGCAUCAUAAUUUUCUAGUGUGUUUUUUUUUAUCUUCAGUUCUUUCUUAAGUUUAGGUUUGUUACAAGUACAUCAAGUGUUGUAUAUUAUGCAAUUUUAUUUCAUAUCAGAGAAUUUGUUAAUAAAUUUUAUCCCAACCUCUAUAUUUCUCCCUUGUGUUAC